AUGUCUCUCACACGCUCCUCUGAUCCCUUGGUCUGGAUCGACUGCGAGAUGACCGGUCUCGACGUCGAAGAUGACCAAAUCCUCCAAAUCUGCUGCUUCAUCACGGACGCUCAACUCCAAAUCCUCGAACCAAACGGCUUCGAGGUUGUCAUUCACCACCCCGACUCCACCCUCGACACCAUGAACCCAUGGUGCAUUGAGACGCACGGCCGCACGGGCCUCACGGCAGCUGUCCGGGCCUCGACAACCAGCCCGACCGCUGCUGCCGAAUCCCUCCUUGCCUAUAUCCAGCGUUAUGUACCGACCCCGCGCACUGCUCUGUUGGCUGGGAAUAGUGUCCACGCUGACAAGGCAUUCUUGGUUCGUGGGCCUUAUGCGCCUAUUAUGGAGUACUUGCACUAUCGAAUUCUGGAUGUGAGUACUAUCAAAGAGGCGGCGAGACGAUGGGGUAGUGAUGAGUUGUUGGCAUCUGCCCCGCCUAAGCGGGAGGUGCAUCUAGCCCGGGAUGAUAUUUUGGAGAGUAUUGCGGAGAUGAGAUAUUAUCAGGAGAAGCUAUUUGGGUGA
Molecule: messenger RNA, 564 nt
Organism: Penicillium malachiteum
Lineage: Eukaryota; Fungi; Ascomycota; Eurotiomycetes; Eurotiales; Aspergillaceae
Product: oligoribonuclease
Exons: 2
Coding region: 1-564 (187 amino acids)
Cellular component (GO): mitochondrion
Molecular function (GO): nucleic acid binding; 3'-5'-RNA exonuclease activity
Source: RefSeq, a predicted model, not a curated record